UUGUCUUCAGUUUACAGACAGAAAUUUCUUGGUGCAUUCAAGCAAGUCCCAUCUUAACUUUUUACAAUUUUGGAAAAAUACAUUUUUCAUUGUUUAUAUCUUGUUUUCCCCUCACAUAAUUACCAUAAUUAUUUUUUACCAUAAAGUCCAUAAACAAUUUUCAAGCCCAUUUAAUCGCCAUUCGGGUCCAUAUAAAUGACUAAUUAGCAGAGAACUGAGAAAAAUUAUCUUGUGGAAAAGCAAAACAUCUAAACAACAACGCAACAAACUCAAAGAAGAAAAAAAUAAGAAAAGUGGAAGUGGACAAUCCAUCACAAAAUGUGGAUCCAACCCAAGGAGGUCCUGUUGCCCGGAACAUUUUGGGUGGGCGAAAUGAAAUCCAAGUAUUUUGUUCUUCAAAAAAGACGAGGUCAUGGAGAAUCCAGAGGAAUAUCAUCGAUCCUGGUCGGGACAUUGGACAGUGUGUUUGAUACACGUCCACCCCCAUAUAGGAUUCUUCACCAGACGCCAUCUUCGGAACUCUUUUAUGAAAUUGCAAUCGGCCUAACCCUGGAAGAAAUUAUUAAAGAUUGGGAAUGGCUUGUCGAGAAUUUAUUCAAAGUUCUCAAUGAAAUGGAAAGCGAAGAAGAAAUUACAAAUUUUACAAUUUGCAAAAUUCAAUCACUUCACGCUCAUAAUACACAAUCGAAUGAUGAUUCUGGUGAAACGGCAGAUUUCAAAGUAAUUGCAGCAAAAUUUCGAACUUACUUUGAUAUGCCAGAAGAAGAACAAUUGGUUAAUACAUAUUCGUGCAAUUAUUUUAAAAAUAAAAUUCCACGUCAAGGACAAUUAUAUAUAUCGCUCAAUUAUAUUGCAUUCUACUCUUAUAUGUUGGGUAAUGUUGUUAAAUUUGCCAUACGCUUUUCGGAGCUUAUGAAGAUUGAAAAAACUGGAAAUGUCAUUUCAAUUAGAACUAUAAAUGAUAUGCAAUAUAAAUUUACACUGUUUUUUGAUGCCACAGAGGCACAUAGUUUGAUUGAACAAUUAAAUAAAAUGGCUAUUGAGCAAAUGAUGCAGGAUCCUGACAGUCCAAUAGUAGACCAUGAAGCUACUAUAUUUCAGCGAUUUGGAAAAAAGACAUCAAAGAAGCCUUUUCUUCUACGUGAUUUGACUGUGCGUCAGAAGUCGGAGGAGUACAGAAUGUACUUUAGACUUCCACAAAGAGAAAUUAUGGAUGGAAAAAUCAAAGCAAAACUCUGGACUCCAUACGCUAAACGUUAUGUUAGUGGAAAUAUUUAUCUUUCCACAAAUUUCUUAUGCUUCAAAAGUGAUGUUAUGGAUAUGGUCAGCAUAGUUGUUCCAUUAAAGACAAUAGUAAGCGCUGAAAAAAAAGACGAUGGUCCAAAUCGUCAUGAUAAUCAAAUAAUUAUCAAUACAAAUGAAAAUGUUCCCAUUAUAUUUGCACAAAUAACUGACAGAGAUGUUCUCAUCCGCAAAAUCUCCGAUUUGUUAUCAAAAAUUAAUAUACCUGUUGGAAAAGAACGUGCUAAAUAUGAUAUUUCGUGGUCCAAGCAAGCCGCUCUAAUGCAUACCUUUAAGUCUGGUCUUACUGACAGCAUGCAACGAAAACAAGAAGAGAAGAUAAGCAAAUGGGAAAAUCAUUUUCGCGAAUUUGGUCAAGGAAUUUCAAUGUUCCGUACAACAGAUGUGAUAAAUCUUAUAAUCGAGGGCAUUCCAGAUAAAUUGCGACAAGAAAUUUGGUUGAUAUUUUCCGGUGCAAUACACGAAAAAGAAAUGAAUCCUGGACUCUAUGAAGAUCUUGUUGAAAAAUCAGCUUCAAUGCAACAUUGUCCGGUUCACGAUGAAAUCGAUCGUGAUCUACAUCGAUCCCUACCCGAACAUCCUGCAUUCCAGCACAAAGACGGUCUGAGCGCCCUUAGACGAGUCCUACAGGCCUAUGCACUUCGUAAUCCAAACGUUGGAUAUUGUCAAGCGAUGAAUAUAGUUUCGUCAGUGUUUUUAUUAUUCUGUGAUGAGGAGAAUGCCUUUUGGAUGUUAGCAAGUUUGUGUGAGAAUCUUUUGCCUGUCUAUUACAAUGAUAAAAUUGUAGGAGCACAGAUUGAUCAAGGCGUCCUCAAUGAAUUGGUACAAACAUAUUUACCAGACCUUCACAGUCACUUGGACAAUAUUGGCAUCAUCAAGAUGAUUUCAAUAUCGUGGUUCCUGACAAUUUUCCUAAGUGUAAUUCCUUACGAGAGUUCUCUUCAAAUCAUUGACUGUUUCUUUUACGAUGGAGCAAAAAUCAUAUUUGUGAUCGCACUUCAAAUCCUUGAAUGGAAUCGAGACAAACUGUUUUUGUGUAAUGACGAUGGCGAAGCAAUGCAACUACUUGGAGAUUUUUUACAUGGCAUUUACAAUCCAGACUACCAAUUGUCUGUACCACGUCAAUCUCAAACACAUCACAGUCAAUCGGUUCAGACUUUGAUUCAUGAAGCCUACAGCCGUUUCGGAAGUCAAAUAUCGGUUCAAAAAAUCGAAGAACUCCGAAACAAGCAUCGGCGACUUACUAUGCGACAAUUCGACAUCGACAACGAAAAAACAAUGGUUAAAUUCCACGCUGAUAAUAUUUACUUUGAGAAAGAUGAACUUCACAAAUUGUUGGCUAUAAUUCGAGAGGAGAAGAUGACACCGAAGAAAAUUCAACAGAAGGCAAACAGCGUUGGUGAAGCUCCAAUCCUUAUCCCGCAUGCUGGAGAUGAAGAAUUCAUCCCACACAAUACAUGCAGUCGGUCAGAACCUUAUAAUGUAGAUUUCGAGACAUUCAGAGUGUUGUUCUAUGAACUGACUCCGUGGAAGAAUUGUCGUACAAUCGACUUAGCUGAGAAGCUAUUUAGAUUAACUGACAAAAAGAGCACCGGUAUUUUAGAGUUUUCGCAAGUAAUAAAUGCCAUUGGCAUUCUGUGUUCCACCAAAUACACAGAAAAACUAAAACUCUUGUAUAUCCUGCAUCUGCCGCCAUUGCUGAGCAAGUCCGAAAUAGAACAAGCGAAGAAGCCACGCAGUGGCAAAGGCGAGGCAGAAGUUGGAAUCGAAGCGGAAGACUUCUUUGGGUUUGUUUCCAAUUUAUACGAUUGGAUUCGACCCCAAAUUUCUGAUUACCUCUUUGAUUCCAGUGAUGAUCCAUCCGAAUCUAUAGAGGCGUUACCCUCCCCAACAGACAAUAAUUUCGAUGAGUGUGAAUUUGCAGUAAUAGGAGCUGGUGGAACGGGUGCCACAUCAAUUGCACAACAAAAUUCCAUCGACACAAACGACGAUCAGCCAACUCCAAAUCUCUCAUUACCAAAUUCUCAACCGCAAAACUCACAAUCGACAUUUUAUGUUGAUUUGCCAACAGAUCAACUAGCCCAACAAGGUCGUUUCGAGUCGAUUGAAACAUUCUCGGAUAUAAGUGAUCUUGGGGCGAAACUUAACCAGCUGAAUGUCGAAACUAUUUCGAAUUUCUCUCAAAUAACACAGAGCGACAUGGGAAAUGCCAAAUACGAAAAUCGUACAUCACGCACAAACUCAACGUCAGACACAAAAAGCUUGGGUAGCUUGAGGUAUUUCUUUGAUCAACCUUACGGAGGAACUUCACCCAAUAAAACAGUUCCAAAGAUGAAGAAAACAAACUUUCAGUUUUUGUGGCGUAGUUUGGUGGAGAUCAUUGGCGAACAAGAUCAGGAUAUGAAAGCUGCAUAUGAGAAUCUCAUGGAGUUGGGAAGCCAGAAUGUGUGCAAUAUUAAGAAGGAUAUUAGUUUGGAAAGCUUUACUCAAUUGGAUUUUAAUGGAAGUAAUGAUGAGCCCGAUACCAAUGGAAAUCCUACAACUCCAAUGGAACCACCAUCAACCAGCAAUCUGUUUAUGGCUCUUGACAAAGAAUUACGACAAGCCGAAGCUGCUCUUUCAACUUCUUCGGUCACAACCCCAACAACUGCAACCGCCACCGAUGCCGAUAACUGGGAAAUAAGCAUAAACCAAUUUAUAGCCACUGUUUUGGCAGUGACUUCAAUUGUCCAGGCAUUCUACGCUCACACACCCAUCAAAGAGAACAUCGAACGCAUGCAGAAAAACAGAAGAAAGUGUGUGGCGUCGAAUUAUUAAGAAUUUAACUUUUUACAGAACUUGGGGCAUUGUAUAAUUUUUAUUUGAAAAUUUGAUGUUUUUUUUUUGCUGUUAAACAAAUGAAAAAUAUUGUUUUCCCUUUUUAUGAUAUGUAAUUUGAAUUCGCUGAAUCUUGUUACUGAGAAGGGUGUGCCUGGAAAGCUUUUUGUAACUUUUAAAAUCAUAGACAUGUUAAGGAAACAAAACUUCAAUAUUAUUGUUUCAAUAUUGUGAAUGCUAAGAAGAAAAUUGUAUGAUUUUUGUAUUUUUGAAAAUGUAUUCCCUUGUUUCCAGUUUUAUUAAAAUUUUAGACUAGACUAAAUAAAUAAAUUCUACAAAAUUAUUAUUUUACAUAUUAUGAUAAAACAACAAAUGUAUCUCUAAUCAAAAUAUAUAAAAAAAACUUAAAGAUUUAAAUAAAAUAUUUUAUCAAAUAUUUA
This is a messenger RNA of Eupeodes corollae, 4559 nucleotides long. RefSeq names its product TBC1 domain family member 9 (gene Tbc1d8-9). The transcript has 15 exons. The record is from RefSeq and is a predicted model, not a curated record. The coding region runs from base 319 to 4119 and encodes 1266 amino acids. NCBI's taxonomy places the organism in Eukaryota, Metazoa, Arthropoda, Insecta, Diptera, Syrphidae.